Molecule: messenger RNA, 884 nt
Organism: Sphaerodactylus townsendi
Lineage: Eukaryota; Metazoa; Chordata; Lepidosauria; Squamata; Sphaerodactylidae
Gene: EFCAB10
Product: EF-hand calcium binding domain 10
Exons: 4
Coding region: 325-705 (126 amino acids)
Molecular function (GO): calcium ion binding
Source: RefSeq, a predicted model, not a curated record
AACAAGCAGGCUUAAUUCUCAGCAUCACCUUUUCAAAAGUUCAACAUGCGGCUUGCCCUCUGCUAGUUUUCGCAUUCAGUUGGCGCGAACCCAGGCGGAGUUACGCCUGUCUUUGGAUUGUUCAUUCCAAAGGGCUCGAAGGGGACGAACUCCGCAUAGGACCACGCGGUGAAAUCCAUUGUUUCUAAGGCUCUUCUAGGGGAAGAGGUGGAACGUCAGAAAAUAAGCUUAAACUCGCCGCUGAUUGGCUAUAAUAUUUUUUAUCACGUGAUCUGCGCCGUACCGGAGGGAGGCAGCGUUCCCCUCGGUCUCCUAGCAACGGCGAUGGCGCGUGAGGAGGAAGGGUGCAAGUACCUGGAGCAGCACAAAAUCCCCGACCUUUUGCAUAAUCUAAGCGCGUUGCUGCUGUAUCACCGCCCAGAAAAACCAAGAGAGUUCUUGAUACAGACAUUAGAAAAAAUAAAGCUUGCAAGAAUGACAAAUGACUAUCCUUAUCUUUUGGAUGAAGCAAACUUGAAUGCUAUGUUUGAUAUGUUAGAUACUGCAGGCGAGGGCUACAUAACCGUACCUCAGUACAAAGGAGCUCUCCAAAGCAUAGGAUUGACUACUGAUGAUAUAGUUUAUUCAGAUGAAGAGAAAAUUACAUCAGAUGUCUUCAAGGAAAAUGUGAUGAAAAAAUUUGCAGCAAUGUGGAGUGCAUUUUGAUUGUGAAUGUUCUGCUCUAAACACUUUGGUAUUUUGAAGAACCAAUAAUUUCAUUUGUUUAAUUGACCUUUUGUCCACUAGCUGUUUCACCACUACAACAGAUGUAGAAUUGCAUAUUUCAUUCAUAAAAGUAAAUUUAAAAUAAUAUUUCCUUUGUCAUAAACCUUGGGUAUAAUUCA